Messenger RNA from Pantherophis guttatus, 5423 nucleotides. RefSeq names its product DNA polymerase lambda (gene POLL). Gene Ontology annotation, biological process: double-strand break repair via nonhomologous end joining. Gene Ontology annotation, cellular component: nucleus. Gene Ontology annotation, molecular function: DNA binding; DNA-directed DNA polymerase activity. The record is from RefSeq and is a predicted model, not a curated record. Lineage: Eukaryota; Metazoa; Chordata; Lepidosauria; Squamata; Colubridae.
ACCGUUGGUAAGGGAUCGUUCCCCUCCUCGGUAUCGUUUUCCUCGGCCUCUCUUUGGACGUUGCCAAAUCUCCUGUUAGGGAAGGAGACAUCUAUAGUUCAUGGAACCUCAAGGAAUUGUCAAAGCUUUCCGCAAACGAAAGAAGUUGAGAGAUGAGGUACACACUGCACCUUUAAAGAUUUGGAAAGAAGAAACCAACAAUCAGCAAGGGUGGUUGGAGCCAAUCACAGUUUAUGUGUUGCAAGCAGGAAUUGGCCAGGCCAGAGCUGAGAUCUUCUGUAAGCAGAUCAUCCACAAUGGAGGACACAUCUGCAGCCAGUUCUCCCCAGAUGUGACACAUAUAAUAGUAGAUGAAGACAUGGAUUUUGAUCGGGCUUUUCGGCUCCUCAAACUCAAAAAAUUACCUCAGGGAUUGCAACUAGUUAAGGCAUCAUGGCUGAGUUCUUGUAUUACAGCACAGCAGAUCUUGGACACUACUGACUAUAGACUCAUUGUCCCAGACAAAUAUCUGGAUGAGACAGGCUUUUCAGUGGAACACCUACCGUUACUGAAUGAGGAUAAGAUUCACCCCAAAGCAGAGAACACAGUUACGGAACUGAAAGAAGAAUCAAACACUGAGAUCACGUCUUUCUGUGAUACUGUACAGAGGACGUUAGAUGAUGAAGAAAUUGAAGAGGACAAAGCUGUUGUCACUCUGGAAGAACUGAAAGCGCUAAAGUCAGGCCAAGACCUGAACAUUUUGUCAGAAAGCUCGUCAGCGUGCCGUUCCCCUGGCAAGUGGGUUUGUGCUCAAUCUUCUGAAAGCAAGAAAAUUAAUCAUAAUCAGUGCAUUACAGAGAAGCUGGAAGUGCUGGCUAAAGCCUACUCUGUCCAAGGAGACAAGUGGAGGGGUCUAAGUUACAUGAAAGCUAUUAAUGCACUCAAGAGUUAUCAUAAGCCUGUCACAUCUUAUCAGGAAGCCUGUAAGAUUACUGGAAUUGGAAAACAGAUGGCAGAAAAGAUCGUAGAAAUCCUGGAGAGUGGGCACCUUCGAAAACUAGACCACAUCAGUGACAAUGUCUCAGUGCUAGAACUAUUUUCCAAUAUAUGGGGAGCAGGAGUAAAGACUAGCCAGAUGUGGUACCAGCAGGGUUUUCGCACUCUGGAUGACAUCCGCACUAGGGCCUCUCUCACCAGCCAGCAAGUUAUCGGCCUUAAAUAUUACGAGGACUUCUUGGAACGCAUGCCACGGCAAGAAGCUGCUGAAAUUGAACAGACUGUUAGAGAAGCAGCUCAGUCUAUUAUACCUGAACUAAUGUGUAUAGCAUGUGGCUCUUUCCGGCGCGGAAAACCCACUUGUGGAGAUGUGGAUGUAUUGGUGACUCAUCCUGAUGGACACUCCCACCAAGGAGUAUUUAACAAACUGCUCAACAUUCUUCAUAAAAAUGGCUUUCUCACGGAUGACUUGGUGAAUCAGGAAGACAAUGAAAGCCAGCAGAAGUACCUUGGAGUCUGCCGUUUGCCAGGCCAAGACAGGCGCCACAGGCGCCUCGACAUCAUUGUGGUGCCCUACAGAGAGUUUGCCUGUGCUUUGUUGUACUUCACUGGCUCAGCCCACUUCAAUCGCUCCAUGCGAGCCCUGGCCAAGACUAAAGACAUGAGUCUGUCAGAGCAUGCCCUCUGCAGCGGUAUAGUGCGAGGAUCAGAUGGCCUCAAAACUGGAUCUGGGAUUGUCCUGUCCACACCUACUGAGAAGGAUGUGUUUGCUCAUCUGGGGUUGCCUUACCGAGAGCCAUAUGAGAGGGACUGGUAAAGACAAGAAAAGAAGUAGCCCCAGUUAGCUUCAAGGGAGAUACGGGGACUUACAUGAGGUUUUCAAACAUAUACUGUAUAUCCUUUGCUUGUUUUCCUUGAGGCAUAUUUGCAAAGCAACGGACUUGGUGAGCAGUUUAUUGUUUUCUCCAAUUGGCUGUGAAAAUCCCAAGAUUUUUAAAGUCUUUUAUUAGUUUUGAAAGAUUUCAGUAAGAGGAAAAAAACUAUGGACAAAUCAACUCAUUCAGUGUUCUGCCCCAGCUCCGGAUUCCCGAGGAUAUUGACACACACCAACGGUCCUUAUCAAAUUUAUUAAGUAGCAAGAAUAAACCAAAGUCCGGCAAAGGUUGGCAACCAGCCCAGAAAAGAAGAUACGAUAAGACUUUUCCAAAACUGCUCUGAUGAUAAUUACAAGUUGUUUCUAGCAAGAAAUUACUAACUGUGUGCGACUUAAAUAGGCUAAGGGAGUGGCCAAUUAUCCUCAAGUCUUACUCUUGAGGAGACCUCCUCCUCCUGAGUAGCCACUCCUGCUUUUGGCAGCCCUGUGUGCUCGAGCAUUGAGGAGAGGCUCCUCCACUUCGCUCUCUCCACUUGAAGGAGCCUCUGGAGGUUCUGAAGGCCCUGGCUGAGUCUCUGCCUCUGGCACCACAUCCUCUUCAGCCUCCUCGCUGUCCGACGCGAGGCUGCUGAACCCUGCACCAGCCUUCUCGUCGUCAGGAUCAGCCACGAUCUGCGCAGGCCGCUGGCAUGCCACAACAUUCAGUUAUCAAUUUCAAGAAUGAGAGACUAUGAUUGUAAAUCAUUUUUGCACAUUAAAAAACCAAUUAAUGUAUACUUAGGACAAAUAGGAAAUGUACUAACUGAAAAUUAGUACUAACUAAUUUUCAAUACAUGAAUUGCAGGGUUAUCCUUACAGUAUUUUGGAUAUCUAUGGGAAAGACCAUUUCAGAAGACUAUAUGUCUAUUGCAGCGUUGCCUGGAGGACUUUGGGCUAAUUACACACUCAACCUAAUCUACCUCAUAGGGCUGUUGUAAGAAAAAUAGGCAGGAGCUUAAUGUACAUCAUCUAAAAUUGUACAAAAUAAAGAUGGGAUGUAAAGCUAAACAUUUUUAAAAUGCUGGGGCUGAAGGACAGAGCUUCCUCUUUUUGUCACCAAGUUGCUUUCUUGCAGGCUGCUAGAAAUCUGAUAAUUUUCAGAUGCUUGAAACUAGGCAGAGGGUUGCAUGAAAUUGGGCCAGGAAUCAUAUAUGGUUCUGGAGCUGCAUUUGAUCUAUGGAAAGAAAAGGCGAUUUAUUAUUUGCACUACAUAAUUCAUUUCUUAUUAAUUAACUUAUGUUCUGUUUUAAGGAAUAUAUUCAAAUAGUAAUAAUAUCAUUGAAACAGAUUUCUAAUUCCUAAAAGAACAAUUAAAGAGUAUGCAAUUUCGACCAAAUCUGGAAAAUAUAGGGAAAAUAUACACGAAACAAACAGCGAAAGUAAUUUUGAAUGAUGAUAUGACAGACCAAUUUGACAUAACAAAAGGGGUCAGACAAGGCUGCCCACUCUCCCCUCUACUGUAUAUCCUAUCUUUAGAGAUUUUGUUAAAAAAAAUUAGGGAGGAUCAAGAAAUCAAAGGAUUAAAAGUGAGAAGAGAAGAAUACAAGACCCAGGCUUUUGCUGACGAUCUUAUUUAUAGCAGAAGAACCACUAGAAGUAGUACCAACACUCCUUAAGAAAAUAGAAGAUUAUGGAGAGGUGGCUGGUUUAAAGAUAAAUAGAAAUAAAUCAAAAUUACUAGUUAAAAAUCUGACGAAAACACAGGAGAUAGAUCUGAAGAAUAGUACACAAAUUCAAGUGACUAAUAAAAUUAAAUAUUUAGGCAUAUGGCUGUCACCAAGAACCUCUAUAAAAGAAAAUAAUUAUGAUAAACUAAUAGAGAUAAAAAAAGAACUGGACAAUUGGAAAAACCUACAAAUCUCAUUUAUGGGAAGAAUCUCUACUAUCAAAAUGAAUACACUACCAAAAUUAUUGUAUUUGCUCCAGGUUGCACCAAUUAAAUUAGAAAAAAAAUUAUUUGUGAGCCUAAACAAGAUUAUUUCUAAAUUUAUAUGGCAGGGGAAACGUCCACGAAUAAAAUUAAAAUUACUCCAGGACUCCAAGGAAAGAGGAGGAACAGCACUCCCGGAUUGGGAACUCUUAUUACCAAGCGGCAGGACUAGUAUAGGUUAAAGAUUGGAUGGAGUUGAUUAACAGCAGACUAUUAACUUUUGAAGGACAAGAUUUACAAACAGGCUGUUAUUCCUUUAUAUGGGAUGAAAAGUAUAAGUCACACACUUAUUUUAAAAGGGAUACACUUAGAAAUGCUCUAUUAUUAACUUGGUUAAAAAUUAAAAAACAACAUUAUACAAAAAUCCCGAUUUGGCUUUCACCCUCAGAAGCACUAAAACAUCCAAACCUAACAGAAACCAAAAAUGUAAUUAGAUAUAAAGACUUAAUUGAUCAUCAAGGAAAAUUGAAACCCAAACAAUUGGAUACAGAAUUUAAUAGGGAAAUCGAUUAGUGGACCUUCUCACAGAUACAAGCAAAACAUAAGGAAUAUAUAAAAACAUAUGAAAUAUGUAAAGAAAAACAAUAACUAGAUAAAAUUAUAUUAGAUUCGGGAGAGAAAUUAAUUAGUAAAAUUUACAAAUUUUUGUUGAUACAAGAUGGAGGAGGAAAUAGUUAAAAAUACAAUGAUCAAAUGGAUGCAAAAUUUUAAAUACUCAAUAGAAUUGGAAAGAUGGGAAGAAUUCUGGCAAAUGAAUACAAAAACAACAUUGGCAGUGGCAUACAAGGAGAACCAGCUAAAGAUGUUUUACAGGUGGCAUAUGUCACCUACAAGAUUGGCCAAAAUAAACCCGAAAAAUAGUUCAGCGUGUUGGAAGUGUAAGAAUCCACAAGGCACUUUUUACCAUCUAUGGUGGACAUGCCUGGCGGCUAAGAAAUUUUGGUCCAAUAUUAAGAAAUGGCUAGAACAAAUCACCAAACUACAAAUAGAUAAGAAACCCAAAACUUUUCUAUUAGGAAUCUUUACAAAAUCCUAUCCCAAAGAAAUAAAAUACUUGUUAAUACAUAUUUUAACUGCAGCAAGGAUAACAAUAUGCCAAAAAUUGGAAACUAGAAAAAACCCCAACGGAAGAAGAAAUAAUAGACAAAAUCACACAAUGUGCCGAAAUGGAUAGGCUGACAAAAGAGCUAAAGGAAAAAGAAGACACUGAAUUUUACAAAGUCUGGAAUAAAUGGUAUCAAUGGCAUAGGGCUACUAUGGAAGAAAUUUAACUAGAAGUUAGAUAGAAUAGAAGUCCAAGUGUACACAAAUUACUUCCUUAUGGGCGAAUAAAAUUACAGAGAGAAAAAUAUAAUAUACAGAUUAUUAAAGCAGAAGUCUCAGAAAAUAGAAGAGAAAAGAGGGAAAAAAGGCACUAAGAAAUUAUUAAGUUAAGAUUUAAGGGAAUAAGUAUAACUGUAUUACUUGAAAGACCAUUACGAAACAAACGCUUCAAAUGAUUGAUUAUUUAUAACUGUUUAUUGUAUAUGUAUUUUUAUGUCUUUAUCAUAUGUGUUUUAUGUGUUUUAUAUCUGUUUUAAUAAACUUUAUAAAUUAAAAAAAAAA